This is a messenger RNA of Eleginops maclovinus (Patagonian blennie), 4793 nucleotides long. It is a transcript of the gene capn1, whose product is annotated as calpain 1. Gene Ontology annotation, molecular function: calcium ion binding; calcium-dependent cysteine-type endopeptidase activity. The record is from RefSeq and is a predicted model, not a curated record. The transcript is spliced from 21 exons. Gene Ontology annotation, cellular component: cytoplasm. NCBI's taxonomy places the organism in Eukaryota, Metazoa, Chordata, Actinopteri, Perciformes, Eleginopidae. Gene Ontology annotation, biological process: proteolysis.
UGCGCAGACGCAGUGUGAAGUUUGUACAUUUGCUGGUAUAGAUAAAGGAGAAGCAGGGCGUUUCUAAAAAAAUAUGCUAUGUACGAGAGCAGAGGAGGGGUAAAGCCCACACUAAACAUGGAAGGAAAACCAAGUUACAUUUUGAAUGUCUAAAUAACUGGCUUUUUAAGGACACGUCCACCAAGUGUAUCUGUUGGUGGGACCAGGAAGAACCGCUCCCCUGUUGACAUCUUGUCGUGAUUGGUUCUCACUGGGACGAUCCGCCUUCGCCGUCUCUCUCCAGAGCCUGCAAAGCUUCUUCAUUUUGAGCCCUUACACUCGUGAUUGAUAUUGCAUUCAAAGCACCCAGCUACAGCUUAACCACAUGUACCGCAACCGAGCAGCAGCCUGGUCAAUAUUUCAUAGCUUCCUAAUGGCCACUAAUGUUUCAUUCUGAUUUAUGAUCAAGCCUUGAAGCCAUUACCAACUAUAUCAGAUUUACAUAAGCACUGUCGGGGGCUUUACAACUGAAACUGAAACAACUUAACUGAAGCUACACAUUCAAGAUUCACUAAACAAGAAUUGAGAUAUCGUAUUGUAGUUUCAUACCUACAAACAUCAGACAGAGAGUGACAGCCGACCCUACAGUUCCUGUCAAAAGCUCAGGAUGGAGGAGCACAUUAUCGCGACCGGUAUGGCCGCCAAGCUGAGGAGCCAGUGGGACCGUGAUGAAGGUCUGGGACAGAAUCACAAGGCCGUAAAGUUUCUGGGUCAGGACUACGAGAGUCUGAAGUCCCAGUGCCUCGAGGGCAGGAGGCUGUUUGAGGAUGGUUUGUUCCCUUGUGCCACAUCGUCUCUGGGAUUCAACGAGCUUGGCCCCAGAUCCGCCAAGACCUCCGGAGUCCGCUGGAUGAGGCCCACGGAGUUCUGCAAGUGCCCCGAGUUCAUCGUAGAUGGAGCCACUCGCACAGACAUCUGUCAGGGAUCUCUGGGCGACUGCUGGCUGCUGGCGGCCAUUGCCUCGCUGACGCUGAACGACAACCUGCUCCACCGAGUGGUUCCUCACGGACAGGGCUUCCAGCAGGGAUACGCUGGCGUCUUUCACUUCCAGUUCUGGCAGUUUGGCGAGUGGGUGGAGGUGGUGAUCGACGACCGGCUGCCUGUGAAGGAUGGGAAGCUGCUGUUUGUCCACUCAGCAGAGGGGACCGAGUUCUGGAGCGCACUGCUGGAGAAGGCCUACGCAAAGUUGAACGGCUGUUAUGAAGCUCUGUCAGGGGGCAGCACGUCCGAAGGCUUUGAGGACUUUACGGGCGGCGUGACGGAGAUGUUCGAGCUGAGUAAAGCCCCCCGCGACCUGUACGGCAUCAUCAGCAGGGCCAUAGAAAGAGGCUCGCUGCUGGGCUGCUCCAUAGACAUCACCAGCUCCAUGGACAAAGAGGCCGUGACGUUCAAGAAGCUGGUGAAGGGACACGCCUACUCUGUGACCGGUGUGGACGAGGUCGUUUACAGAGGAAAUAUGACCAAGUUGGUUCGCAUCAGGAACCCCUGGGGGGAGGUGGAGUGGACCGGAGCCUGGAGCGACAACUCCAGAGAGUGGGACAGUGUGGAUCGCUCCGUCAGAGGUCGGCUACAAAACCGCAGUGAGGACGGUGAAUUCUGGAUGUCGUUCAGUGACUUCCUGCGUGAGUUCACUCGUCUGGAGCUCUGCAACCUGACGGCUGAUGCCCUGCAGAACAGCCAGCUGAAGAAAUGGAGCUCGUCGCUUUAUCAGGGCGAGUGGAGGAGGGGCAGCACGGCCGGAGGCUGCAGGAACUUCCCAGCAACCUUUUGGCUCAACCCUCAGUUCAAGAUUGCUCUGCAGCAUCCCGACACUCCCGGCCAAUCAGAUUGCAGCUUCCUGGUCGGCCUCAUGCAGAAGGACCGCAGGAAGAAACGGCGGGAGGGCAAAGACAUGGAGACCAUCGGGUUUGCCCUCUACGAGGUUAGCUGACGCAUUAUUAACUCUCCCCCCUCUCAGUUUAAGGGCAGCUCAGGCGUCCACCUGAAGCGAGACUUUUUCCUCACCCACGCCUCCAGCGCCCGCUCAGAGCUCUUCAUCAACCUGAGGGAGGUCAGCUCGCGGUUGCAGCUGCCGGCCGGGGAGUACAUCAUUGUCCCCUCCACCUUCGAGCCGCACAAUGAGGCCGACUUUGUCCUCAGAGUUUUCUCUGAGAAGCCCGCGGACUCAGAGGAGCUUGAUGAUGAAGUAACAGCUGAGCUUCCAACAGAGGUCGAGCUGGACGAGAGCCAAAUCGAUGCCAGCUUCAAGAAUCUCUUCAGACAGCUGGCGGGGGCGGAUAUGGAGAUCAGCCUCACAGAGCUGCAAACCAUACUGAACAGGAUCAUCAGCAAACAUAAAGACCUGAAGACAGACGGCUUCACGAAAGAGGCCUGUCGCAGCAUGAUAAACCUCAUGGACACGGACGGCAGUGGUAAGCUGGGCCUGACAGAGUUCCAUGUCCUCUGGGAAAAGAUUAAGCGAUACCUGACCAUCUUCAGGCAGUUUGACCUGGACAAAUCUGGCACUAUGAGCUCCUACGAGAUGAGGAUGGCUCUUGAAUCUGCAGGUUUUAAGCUGACCAACCAACUGUUCCAGCUGAUCAUCCUGCGUUACACCGAGGCCGACAUGGCUGUGGACUUUGACAACUUUGUCACCUGUCUGGUCCGACUGGAGACCAUGUUCAAAACCUUUCACACCAUGGACACGGAUAAAGAUGGUCUCAUGUCCCUUAACUUCACGCAGUGGAUUACCCUGACCAUGUUUGCCUAGAGACGAGUGGACACCUCUGUAAACGUUGCUCUGCAUCCCGCUGCAGCUCCAGGCCCAGUAUGUUUGGUUUCAGAAGUGCCUUUUCUCCACCAGUUCUUCCUCUUGCGACGCUCUGACGCUAAAAGACCGUAAAUCCAUCUUUACAGUGCCUACAUUGGACAUGUGCCAAACCUUUAUUUGCCACCUGCUUUGCCAACAGCGGGACGCUCAGUUCUUGUAGCCUGGCGGUCAACAACGCGGUCACACAGACGGCGGGCGAGAACGUUUAGCUGUGCAAACAUUUCUUGCAGAAAUAAACAUAUUGGUUUAAUUUCAGUAGAUGGAGACAAAAUGUCCCUAAUUUUAAAUAUUUAGUUUGGAAAUAAAACACCAUCUAACAAUAUAUAUCUUUUUUGAAGUUACACUCUUAUCUCAGCUACGUGUUUAAGGACUUUUUAAAAGCUUGGUUGUAAAAAACAAACCUGAUAUAAUUCAUAAGGUAAUUAAGUCGUAAAAUAAGUUGAUUAAUUGAGGAAAUAACACGGAUGAAUCAAAGCAUUAAAUGCACAAAAAACUAGAGGGAGGAAAUGUGUAUUCAUUGAAAAUAAGACAUUUUAAUUUAGCAGAAAUUAGCUGUCAAUUAGCAUUUCCUUUUCUAACCUGGGUUGAUUCUUCUUGGAAAUAAAAAUCUGUUUAUAUUCCCAUUAAAAUGUCUGGUUUGGUAAUCCACAUCAGCUGAUUCAGUAAGCCAAAAACAUAAUGUGUGUUUCUGUCCCAACUGCCCUGAAACUCAACCAAAAUGAUUAUUUUUGCACUUGGGAAAUGUAAAGUUUAUUAGUGGUUUCGAUUUUAACAGUGUUUUUAUCAAAAAUGAGCAAAUCAACAAUUACAUGAUUUAUACAUUAUGGGAUACUUUAGUGGGGCUUUUUUUUAAAUACAGAUUUAUGAUUAAAUCAAUGUAUUGAAGUGAAAUCAAUCCAGGGGCUAGUCCACCGAGAGUGAAUGUCCCUGAAGUUAAUCUGCAAAGCACUCCUGUUUAUUUUUUUUAGAAAAACAAUUCCAAGUUGAGCCGACUGUCAGUUUUUGCAAUCUUUGUGCCCGAUGUGAAGAGCUGCUUAGUGCGCUAGCUUCUUCUCCAGCCUACAUAUGAAUGUGCAGAGUGUGUAUCUCUACUCUGCCUCCGUCGCGAUGUAGCCAGCGAGGCACUUUCCGUUUACAUCUUUUGCCAAACCUUUGCUUUCACCUCAGCAUCAAGAGUCCUCUCAUGAGUCCUCACUGGGCCCUGCAGCGCGGAGACAACGUCAGUGUGCUGUAGCAUAGAGAAUGUGUUGAGCUCUAUUUCUUAAAUAAUAAUCCUGUUUAGAUUUAAGGCAUAAUUAUGCAUGGCACUUUUUACUGGAAAUCUUUUAUAUCAUUGUUGGAAGUGGAUGUUUUGGUGGUUUUAAAAGGGAUGUGUCAGCAUUGUUUUAAUCUUGCCUUUGACGGGAACACAUCAAUACUUUGGGUGAAGGUGAACUAUUAUGCAAGAUGCGUGGAAAUGUUGUAUGCAUGCAGCGUGAAAUGUGAUAUAUUGUCUGCCUGCCUAGUUUCUGUUCAAUGGGAGCAAGUGUUUUAUUUGAAGGCUUGUAAUUCCAAAAUAAUAUGUCACUUUUGGGGAGAAAGAGGAGCUUUUUAAGUAUGGAAGAUUCUACAAGUUAAGUGUUUUUACUAUCUUAUCAGAGUGGUUUUCAAAUGCCAAAAUAGUUUGUUUUGCCAAAUAUUUCUGUGCUCCUGUAAGUGGAAGAACUUGAAACAUUUAAUCAAAGAAGUGACAACCAAACCCUUAAAUUUGUGUAAUACUCCGACAAUGCCAGCAUUCCUGUCUUCAGUUUUUGCAGCGUAAUGCUUAUGUAACAUUACCUAGCGUUUACACUGGCGACAUUCUGGGCCCUUUUGGACCCGAGCUUCAUGCAAUACAUUGGCUUACUCUGUAGCGUCUCUGUAAAACUUCAGUACACACUUUGAAAAUAAACAUGGUAUUUUAUGA